CAUACAAGCCAUGGCAGAUGAAAGUACACAGUUCUGUGCCAAUUGGUAAGUAUGAAGAUUCAGGGUAGUUGAGUAGUAGGGACAAUGUGGAUAAAUACACAUUAGAAGUCUGUCUGAUUCUCGCUCUUUCUCUGUCUCUCUCCUCUCCUUCUUUCUUUCUCUCCUGCGCUCUAGUCAGCAUGACAUUCCAGAGGCUAAUUUCACUACUCAUGAGAUUCACUGUUGCCGGAACAUUGCUCUGUGUGAGGUGUGCCAAGAGCCAGUGCCCCGUUCAGAUCUUCAGCAGCACAAGGAGCAAGAGCAUAUGCAGGUACAGUGCUAAACAUGGAGAGGGCGGGAGCCGGGAGGUGGGUGGGCUAUUCUUAAAUUAGCCUAUUAAAAGCUAGGGAGACAUCCCAAAGUUGCUGUACAGUUGUUGCAAAGGAGGCUUCAAACAUUUUCUUUAAAUUUCAGGUGAAAUGUAAGUGUGGUUUAAAGGUUGAGAAAAGCCAUAUCGAAUCCCACCAGGUAUGUAAAACUUGUAUCAGGAUGGAGACCUUCUCAUCUACCUGACUUGUGAUGGUCAUGUAUUACAUUGUAACUGAGACGUGGCCUUUUCAUCUGACCUCGCUCUUUUCCAGAGCUCUGAGUGCAAUCAGCGGAUGGUGCCGUGUCAGUACUGUGACCUGGAGCUGGUUUUCAGUCAAUCUAAGGAGCAUGAGGAUUAUUGUGGGACGCGCACAGAGCCCUGUCCAUUCUGCAUGUGCAAUGUAAUGUUGAGGGAGCAGGCUGUCCACCCAGCCUGGUGUGGUAGCCUCACGCCUCCUCAAGAAAGGAACAACAGCCGGGCAAGUCACAGCCCAGCAGAGCCCCAGUCCCCAGGAGCCUGGUUUGAAGCCUACUCCAUCCGUAACCUGUUUAGGGCCAAGGAGGGAGGAGGCCACAAGAACAACAACGCCAGUGCAUCUGACCGCAGGGCCCUACCACGGCCCCUGGAGGCCAGAGUGCACAACAGCACCCGGGGGCAAGUGGGCCUGGGAGGAAGGGUGAACAUUGCCCCUAGGAAUACAGACUUCAGCCACUGUACGUCAGCCAAUGGCUCAUACAAAGUGUUAAAGUUUUUCUUCUCCCUUACAUUAUCCAAAAACAAUCUUAGAAUUUAUAGUCUGGUAUAGAUUAACUUCCCUGGCCUAUAUUAAAGUGAAACAUUGUUUUAUUUGAAUAUAUUUUUUUGUGAUUGUAAAAACAUAUCUCACUUGUGGUUUCACCUCCCCAGUACUGGAACAAGAACCAGCAGUGCUGGGCAACAACAAUUACAGCAUAGCACCAUUGGCCUCAUUGGCAUGGCCUGCAGGCCAAUCACUGGGAGAGGACUCUGCCAACCUGGACUACCUGCUGGCCCUCAGCCUGCAGAGUGAUGGGGACACAGGGGAUCUAGGGGGAGGAGAGGGGGCCUUGUGGACGGAUGUCUGGGACCACAAACUUGGAAGGAUGUCCAACACCGGCUCCCUCAUCCCUCCCAUCUCUCCCCCUAACAACUACCAACAAUUCACCACAGGCACCAAUACAGACCAUGACCAGACAGGUCAGAUACUAUACAAAAAUACCACUUAUUGUCCCAGUUUGUUUUCAUAAUUAUAUUCCGUUACAGAAUGUUGCCCUCCUCUGCCUUUUACAUUUUGACGUUUCCACCCAUCUUUACAUUCAACCCUGUGAUGUUUGUAAAUAAAUUGAGAAUAAUCUAGUGUUUUCUACUGUACCCAUUAUUCCUCUGCUCUUUUUCUCCCAUGUAGACACCAUGUUGCCCUGUGAGUUCUGUGAGGAUCUGUUUCCUGAAGUGGACCUCAUUUUACACCAGGUUAGAAGGAUCUUUUGACACUUAGCCUACAAGUCAGGCUAACUCAAUGGCGGCUGAGUCUGUCGAGGCCUGGGAAUUCAUUUCCUUUAUAGGCUGCAGCAGUUAGUUAUAAACACAGGCCCUCUCCUCCCCAUUAUUUCCUUCCUGUGGAUGUUGUUUUUCUUUUGUUCACUCCCCCUAAUUUCCUAGUUUCCCCUCCUGAAAACAGUUCAUACUUGGUCACCGUUCAUUUUGUGUCUUGCACUUGGUAUUAGGAUUGGGCGAUGUCAACCUUUGUCCUAUCGUGAUUAUGUACUCAUAAAACAUUGUGAUGUACGAUGGUAUUUCCCCCUAUUGAUUCAGAGGGGUUGUGUUAAAUGCAGGAAACCCAUUUCAGUUGAAUGCAUUCAGUUGUGCAACUGACUAGGUAUCUGCUUUGCCCCCCAAAAAUACAUUCUACAAAAAUAAAAACUCAGCUAAAACCACCUUUGGGCUAUAGCGUGAAAUCACAUGCUACAACGGACGAAUCAUGAAGAAAGAUAAUGUUGUUGAAAACCUUGGUAGAGGCGAAGUACAGGCAAAUCUUUUCUAAUAUUCCUUUCUGGUGGAACGUGUGUGUCUGUCUCGCGCACAUGAUGGAGCAAAGUGACAGUCAACUGAUGAGGCACAGGCUGUCUUACCAUAGUGAGUUAGGUUAUAGUCCAUGAGCCAGGAGGUUGGUCGGGCUCACUUGGGCCGAUGAUGUCUGAUAGUGAUUUCUUUGCAGGUCUAUGUCUCGAGAGUUGGAGAAUGUGUGAUAGCAGUGCAGCAAUGGCAGCUCUCUUUGCACUAUCACUCUUUCUUUCAUCCCUCCAUCAGAUGCAUGUUUCCAUAGGGAUUUUACCCCAUGACAAACAAUGUCAGUAUACUACAAGCUAUUGCUCACUUAUACCCUUUAGUCAUAUCAUUGGAAAGAUUCACAGCUAUCCAUCAGACACAAUUUUCAGAACUUUGACCUCUAUGUUGCCUGUGUAAAUGGCUUUAAAAAGCAAAACAUGAUACAUUUUAAACUUUUUGACAAGUGGAAAUGAUAUAUAAUAUAACCAACUUUGAAAUCACCAGCUACACCUAUUGUUUGAUUAAACAUUGACAUUAGAAUGUUGGAAGCUUAGCCAUAGAAUUCCAUGUAAUGGGACAGCUAUGUUUUUGGAUUCUACCUUUGAUAAUAGAGGCACCAAAUUGCACACACAGUUAAGCCCGGUUAUUAAAAAGAGUUGUAGAUACAGGGCCAUCAGCGAAUUCACACAUUAACCCCACAGUUCUUGCCGCCAAACAAAUCAAUGUGGUCUUAUUGGACAAUUUCACAUGACCAUACCUGUGUGAAAUAUAAUUGUAUUAUGCCCAAAAAUAUAUUUCAAUGUUCAUAGUGAUGUAGAAUACACAACCAUGUGAGCCAGGUGUGCCAGAUAUAUAAAUAUUAUUCACAGACAUGUGGUAAGAAUGUUCCCAAAAAGCUGUCUGAAUCGCUGAUUUCUGAAGAUGUUAUGAUCAAUAAUUGCAAUAUUUAACCUUCAACCAUGUUAAAUGGAUAUGCACAUGUGAAUAGUCAUGGAUAUGAACUGAUUAAAAUGAUAGACAAUGUUAUCCAAGUAGCUGUUUUCAUUAUGAGGACUAUACAGGUAAUUCAGAAACUAUUCAGAACCCUUCACUUUUUGCACAUUUUGUUACGUUACAGCCUUAAAUAAUACAUUUUCCUCAUCAAUCUACGCACAAUACCCCAUAAUGACAGUGAAAACAGGUUUUUAGAUUUAAAAAAACAACAGAUACCUUAUUUACAUAAAUAUUCAGACCCUUUGCUAUGAAACUCAAAAUGGAGCUCAGGUGCAUCCUGUUUCCAUUGAUCAUCCUUGAGAUGUUUCUACAACUUGAUUGGAGUCCACCUGUGGUAAAUUCAAUUGAUUGGACAUGAUUUGGCACACACCUGUCUAUAUAAGGUCCCACAGUUGACAGUGCAUGUCAGAGCAAAAACCAAGCCAUGAGGUUGAAGGAAUUGUCCAUAGAGCUCCGAGACAGGAAUGUGUCGAGGCACAGAUCUGGGGAAGGGUACCAACACAUUUCUGCAACAUUGAAGGUCCCCAAGAACACUGUGGCCUCCAUCAUUCAUAAAUGGAAGAAGUUUGGAACCACCAAGACUCUUCCUAGAGCUGGCCGCCCGGCAAAACUGUGCAAUCGGGGGAGAAGGGCCUAGGUCAGGGAGGUGACCAAGAACCCGAUGGUCACUCUGACAGAGCUCCAGAGUUCCUCUGUGGAGAUGGGAAAAUCUUCCAGAAGGACAACCAUCUCUGCAGCACUCCACCAAUCAGGCUUUUAUGGUAGAGUGGCCAGACAUAACCCACUCCUCAGUAAAAGGCAUGUGACAGCCUGCUUGGAGUUUGCCAAAGGACUCUGACCAUGAGAAACAAGAUUCUCUGGUCUGAGGAAACCAAGAUUGAACACUUUGGCCUGAAUGCCAAGCGUCACGUAUGGAAGAAACCAGGCACCGCUCAUCACCUGGCCAAUACCAUCCCUACGGUGAAGCAUGGUGGUGGCAGCAUCAUGCUGUGGGGAUGUUUUUCAAUGGCAGGGACUGGGAGACUAGUCAGGAACAAGGGAAAGAUGAAUGGAGCAAAGUACAGAGCGAUCCUUGAUGAAAACCUGCUCCAGAGCGCUCAGGACCUCAUACUGGGGGCGAAGGUUCAUCUUCCAACAGGACAACAACCCUAAGCAGACAGCCAAAAGAACGCAGGAGUGGCUUCGGGACAAGUCUCUCAAUGUCCUUGAGUGGCCCAGCCAGAGCCCGGACUUCAACCCGAUCGGACAUCUCUGGAGAGACCUGAAAAUAGCUGUGCAGCGACGCUCCCCAUCCAACCUGCCAGAGCUUGAGAGUAUCUGCAGAGAAGAAUGGGAGAAAAUACCCAAAUACAGGUGUGCCAAGCUUGUAGCGUCAUACCCAAGAAGACUCGAGGCUGUAAUCGCUGCCAAAGGUGCUUCAACAAAGUACUGAGUAAAGGGUCUGAAUACUUAUGUAAAUGUGUUAUUUCAGUUAUUUAUUUUUAACACUUUUGCAAAAAUUUCUACACCUGUUUUGCUUUGUCAUUAUGGGUUAUUGUGUGUAGAUUGAUGAGGGGGGGGGGGAAACUAUUUAAUCCAUUGUAGAAUAAGGCUGUAAUGUAACAAUGUGGAAAGAGUGAAGAGGUCUGAAUACUUUCCGAAUGCACUGUAUACCUGCACCGUACAUUCCAUUAGUGUAGUAAAAUCCAAUGUUGGGCCUGUUGAGGCCAAUUACAUUACUUGUAGUAUUCUAGUAACGGACCAAUCUGCUAUGCCCCAUAGUAAGAAUUUUGAUGAACUACGUAUUAUCAGUUGAAAACGAAUUGGCAUUCCUAUGGAAUUUGACAUUGUAAUGUAUGCAGCAAGUGUCUAGUCCUCUACUACCAUUGCUGCACUGCUAUCACACAUUUUCUAACUCUAUGGACAUAGACAUAAAAAAUAAAUAAAAAUGAAGAGACAUCGUGGGUCCAGGUGAGCCUGACGGCCCAAAUUUGGGGGUCUGGCUCAUGGACUAUUAUAAAUCAUGGGCUGGAUAGAAGCAAAGUCUACUGUCUUCAGAACUGGAUAAUUACUUUGUCUUAUCCUCUUCUCUUAAAGGAGAAUUUACCCAAAAUCAAGAAACUCCAAAGUGAUUCCAUACAUUGAAACUAGUUCAGUUGAGUUUCCCCUCUCCCUCAUCUGUCGGCAACUGCACCACCAGUCAGUGUUGAUCCUACGGAUGGAUUGGGGCUGUGGUCCAGCUGUUCCUGCGGCUUCGGUGGACAUCAAAAGCUACAUUUGCCUUAAUUCUUCGUCCAAAAACUCAGGCUCAAAUCAAUAUGGUUCGACGACACCAUCGGUACCCCUUCAGUAGUUUUCUUCAUCACUUCAACACUCGUCCUCAGAUAUGUUUGUAGGUUGUUAUUUACGCGGUCUUCACUUCUCCGCUGAAAAAAACGUGCAUCUGUGAAUAAGGGCGUAACGUGCAGUUUAUACAUAGCAGGUAUUCCCCCAGAGCGCACAUGCGCAGUUGUUAGGCCACCGAUCUACGCUGCAGCCGGCUACAUAAAAUAAUGAUAUAAAAUACUCGCUAAUGUUUUAGGUGGAAAAGCACACAUUUCCUGAAUCAAAACUAAUAGUACUUUUGACAAAAAUAGCUAAUUCGGCCGUACGCUUUCAAUAAAAUCAUGAAUUUGUCAACACUUCGUGGAUUUCUGAAUCAUGAAUUCACUGGCAACGGAGCAGAGCGAGGCUUGCAUCCAGCAACAUCUUGAGUCACGUGACCCGUUUUUGCAGCUGUUUCAGUACAGCACGACAGGGAGCGGGGGAGAGGGCAAUCCCCACUGAACUAGUUUCAAUGUAUGGAAUCACUUGGGAGUUUCUGGAUUUUGGGUAAACCUCUCCUUUUAAUGGGCAUAAAGCUGUGAUUGAGAGUAGCCUGGGCCAAUAGACUUCUUUUUGAAAGCGGCAACUUUAGGAAAACAGUACCUUAGGCUAUUAGAAUAUUUUGGAAAAGGCCACUGUUCUUGAAUUGAGUAGGAGGAUAGGUUAUUGGCCAUUUGAUUUUCAACCUCGCUUGGUGGGAUUUUCCACCCUUCACAGAUAAUUUCUGUGUUAAUAAGCUUAAACUUGAUAAAACGUGUCAUUUUUCUAUAUGCCAUUGAUAUUGUUUCUCUCAUUAUUAGUUUCCUGUCUGCCUUACAUUUUAGGCUAUUAAUACAACUUUUUGAGAUGGAACUCUGUUAGAUUCAUUCAUUGUUUUGAUCAGACUUGAAUGCCAAAACAUUCAAGAAAUAAAGGUUCACAUGUUGACUUAUUUUGCAUACCCCACCAUACCAUGAGACAUCCAUAUACCUUUAUCUCAUGAAUGUUUUGGCAUUCAUUUCCAAAAACACAUUUUAUUUCCACUUCUUCUAUGGGUAAACGUAUGCAAAGUUUUGUUAAAAUCAAAAGGGAUUCUGACAAAAAGAGAUUGAAUUCAAAUGGUUUGUGUUCGUUCUAAAACAAAUUCUAGGUUUAGCCUACACUACCGGCAAAAGUUCUAGAACACCUACUCAUUCAAGGGUUUUUCUUUAUUUUUACUAUUUUCUACAUUGUAGAAUAAUAGUGAAGACAUCAGAACUAUGAAAUAACACAUAUGGAAUCAUGUAGUAACCAAAAAAAGUGCUUUCCAUCAGACAUUUGGAGAUGAAUUCACCUUUCAGCAGGACAAUAACCUAAAACACAAGGCCAAAUCUACAGUUGCUUACCAAGACGACAGUGAAUGUUCCUGAGUGUCCGAGUUAUAGUUUUGACUUAAAUCUGCAUUAAAAUCAAUGGCAAGACCUGAAAAUGAUUGUCUAGCAAUGACCAACAACCAAUUAGAGCUUGAAGAAUUUUGAAAAUAAUAAUGGGCAAAUAUUGUACAAUCCAGGUGUGCAAAACGCUUAGAGACAUACUCAGAAAACUCACAGCUGUAAUCUCUGCCAAUGGUUAUUAAUUUAUUGUAUUUCAUUGUAAAUUAACAACAUUGCAACCUUGUUUAGCAUUAUCUAGUCCAAAUAUGGCAUGAUUCCGCUAUUUGUAUCCGUUUGUAUCACUUUCAAAUGUGGGACUUUUACUUUGAUGGCGAACCACGAUUCCACUAUUGUGGCUAAUCAUUGUUGUGGCUCCCUUCACGUAGGUCUCCCCAGUGACCUCUUGCUUGAUUUAAAAAAGUGAGGAAUCCAAAUGUUAGGCAUUUUAAAUGUAUUAAACAUAUAAAGAGUGCUCUAGCUCACUUUAGAAAAGGUACGUCGGCAUCAAGCUCUUGGAGGGUAGACACAUGGCAUAAUGUCUUCAGUUUGCAUGAAGAUGUAUUUAUUGCACAUGUUCGGAUCUUGGUCGUAUCCUUGCCUACUUUGCAAUGGGUUGUGCCCUUGUGGCCCCGAGGCGAAGUGCAGUAGCUUAACCUACAAACUAAAACCUGGUGUGAAAAGAAGGCCUUUAACAAGUAUGUCCAGAAAGCCCCAGAAUCCCAGACAAUAUAGAAUUACAGAAAUAAGUCUGACACUCAAUGCUGCGUUUUUAUUGUUAUAUACAGUACCAGUCAAAAGUUUGGACGCACCUACUCAUUCAAGGGUUUUUCUUUAUUUUUAUACUAUUUUCUACAUUGUAGAAUAAUAGUGAAGACAUCAGAACUAUGAAAUAACACAUGUAAUCAUGUAGUACCAAAAAAGUGUUAAACAAAUCAAAUAAUAUUUUAUAUUUGAGAUUCUUCAAAUAGCCACCCUUUGCCUUGAUGACAGCUUUGCACACGCUUGGCAUUCUCUCAACCAGCUUCAUGAGAUAGUCACCUGGAAUGCAAGGGGGGGGGGGGGGGGGUAUACAGAAGAUAGCCCUAUUUGGCAAAAGACCAAGUCCAUAUUAUGGCAAGAACAGCUAAAAAAAAGUCCAUCAUUACUUUAAGACGAAGGUAAGUCAAUACGGAAAAUUUCAAGAACUUUGAACCUUUCUUCAAGUGCAGUCGCAAAAACCAUCAAGCGCUAUGAUGAAACUGGCUCUCAUGAGGACUGCCACAGGAAUGGAAGACCCAGAGUUACCUCUGCUGCAGAGGAUAAGUUCAUUAGAGUUACCAGCCUCAGAAAUGGCAGCCCAAAUAAAUGCUUCACCGAGUUCAAGUAACAGACACAUCUCAACAUCAACUGUUCAGAGGAUACCGUGUGAAUCAGGCCUUCAUGGUGGAAUUGCUGCAAAGAAACCACUACUAAAGGACACCAAUAAGAAGAAGAGACUUGCUUGGGCCAAGAAACACGAGCAAUGGACAUUAGACCGGUGGAAAUGUGUCCUUUUGGUCUUGAGUCCAAAUUGGAGAUUUUUGGUUCCAACCGCCGUGUCACUAUGAGACGCGGUGUGGGUGAACGGAUGGUCUCCGCAUGUGUAUUUCCCACUGUAAAGCAUGGAGGACAAGGUGUUAUGGUGUGGGGGUGCUUUGCUGGUGACACUGUCUGAUUUAUUUAGAAUUCAAGGCACACUUAACCAGCAUGGCUACUGCAGCAUUCUGCAGCAAUAUGCCACCCCAGCUGGUUUGGGCUUAGUGGGACUAUCAUUUGUUUUUCAACAGGACAAUGACCCAACACACCUCCAGGCUGUGUAAGGGCUAUUUUACCAAGAAGGAGAGUGAUGGAGUGCUGCAUCAGAUGACCUGGCCUCCACAAUCCCCCGACCUCAACCAAAUUGAGAUGGUUUGGGAUGAGUCGGACCGCAGAGUGAAGGAAAAGCAGCCAACAAGUGCUCAGCAUAUGUGGGAACUCCUUCAAAACUGUUGGAAAAGCAUUCAAGGCGAAGCUGGUUGAGAGAACGCCAAGAGUGUGCAAAGCUGUCAUCAAGGCAAAGGGUGGCUAUUUGAAGAAUCUCAAAUAUAUUUAGAUUUUUUAAAACUUUCUGGUUACUACAUGAUUCCAUAUGUGUUAUUUCAUAGUUUUGAUGUCUUCAUUAUUAUUCUACAAUGUAGAAAAUAGUAAAAAUAAAGAAAAACCCUUGAAAUUAUGUAACGUAGAUAGUUAUGGUGGAAUUCCACGAUGAGAAUGUUAGAACUGUUAAUAAUUUUCCAUGAGGGCUGAUUUGAUAGUGCAGUGUGGAUAAUGUGGUAAUCACCUGAGGGUAGGUAGCUAGCCACCUGCUCUAUCUGGUGAGCAGAAAUACAUUUUUCCCCUCACGGCUGUUUUUGUUGUCUUUCAGACUGGCUGUAGUCCAGCCUCAGCCUUUGCAUCUUUCAGCAAGCGUCCUCCAUCUCCACGCUAUGAUGACAGGAUUGCUAGGGGUGCUGGUGGUCUACUGCACAUCCCACCUGACACCCCUUACUUCCCCACCUUCCCCCCUUCAGUCUCCCCGCUCUCCUACAGUUUACCUGCCAGUCCACUAGAGGGGGAUGUGGUUAUUCCUUGUGAGUUCUGUGGAGUGGCCCUGGAGGAGGCCGUUGUCUUUCACCACCAGGUAGGCCUACGUUAUUUGCUGUGCAAUAUGUAGUACUGUAAGAACUGAAGAUCAUAUUCAAAGAGUGUAUGCCAAUGUCAAAUAGUCCUUAGUCACGAUACAAAUGAGGGAGAAAAGUCAUUUUGACGGGAAGAAAAUGUGAUAACUUUGCUCCUAUACCUGUGUAUUAACAUUGUAAUUGCUCAAGUAUUAUUGUUAUUGCACUAACAUGUUGCUCCAUAGUAAUUUCCUAGUAAUCGAGUACAGCAUUACACUUUGUUUACAGGAUAAGUGUGACCUCCGACCCGGCACUGCUCACUCAGUGGAUAAGGUCAACAAAGUGUCCUUUCAAAAACAAUCUCUUCCUCCCAAAGAGAGCUGUGGACGGAUCUCUCCUGAGGUGCAGAGGAGACUCGAGCACCAAUGUAAGACACUGAACCCUAUGUUCACCAAUGCUAAAUAAUUUUUAACAAAGUCAAUGUUGGUUGGGUUCCAUCUAUCCACCUAUGUUUUAUUUUAUUUAACCCUUAUUUUAUGAGGUAGGUUGACUGAGAACACAUUCUCAUUCACAGCAAUGACAUGGGGAAUACUUACAGGGGAAAGGAGGGGGGAUGAAUGAGCCAAUUGGAAGCUGGGGAUGAUUAGGUGGCUAUGAUUAUACAAGGGCCAGAUUGGGAAUUUAGCCAGGACACCGGGGUUAACACCCCUACUCUUACGAUAAAUGCCAUGGGAUCUUUAGUGACCACAGUACAUCAAAUUCAGAGAGACUGACUAAUUUUGUGUGUGUGUGCACACGCUUACAUCUAAAGUGGACCCCUUCGGUGGGCUGGAUGGAGAGAGGCCCCCGGUGCGAAGCCCAAACGAAUGGCAGAGAGACCACAGUGGGCUGCCUAUUACAGGGAAGAUCUCAAACUGUGAUCCCCAGGUGAAGAACAGACUCCAGCAUGGCAGAGAGGCAGAUGGGGGCCACUCACUUUUCACUGCAGGCCACAAAUCCAACUCUGCAGCAGCUGUGGGGUAAGAACAAUGACAAACCUUCCAUAAUAAUGUCAUUUUAACAAACAAUUUGAUUUGGUACAACAACUUAAUUUGAAAUUGUUUGGGUCACCUAAUAUUUGGAUUACGUUUUGUGUUACAGAAUUAGUGUUGAAAGUGUUUUCUUUAGUAUAAUAUAGUGAUGAUAAUUCGAGGAUGUAGCGAUUCACCGAUACGCAUCGCUCCCUGGUUCAAAUUUUUAAGAGAUGAGUGCGUAUGUGGGAGCCCAAUCCGAUCCAAAUUAAGCAUGCAUCGGUUAGAAAAACGAUUCAAACGUUACAAAUUGCCUGUUUACCAAUGUUUUUUUACUAUAUUAUUUUAUACCGAAAAUACCUCAUCUGUUGUGACUGAAUUGAUGCCUCCUUCAGUUCAGUAGCCUAUCGAACUUUUAUGCAUGUUCUGCGUAUGACUGUCAGAUAACAACUGUGUGCAAUGUGCGGGAGACACAGCUGCUCGCGCAAACGAGAGGUAGGCCUAUCCCCUGUUCUAAUAUAUGGCACUUCAGCAUUCAGAUGCUUGUACAAUGGCUUUCACAAUGUCAAAUCAUAGGCUUUAUUAGUUACAACCUAUGUAAUUUGCUGGGUCAUUGUUAUCAAAUGCGCAGUAGAAAAUUGUGUAGCCUACCAGAGUGGACGCAACUCACAUCCAACUGCUGAUUGGGGUUUUCAAUCAUUCAGAUUUUAUUUAGAUUGUUCAGGUUCACCAUAAUAAAUCAUUUUGGUAGUUUUGCUUUAAACAGUCAGUGUAUUUGGUCAUUUUUACAUGAACAUGGUAAUUUCAUAAAGGACAGCAAUCAUUUCGCAUUCAUUGGUCGAAGAGGGAGAAGAUAUGGCCGGCAGGGAUGUAGCUCAGUUGGUAGAGCAUGGCGUUUGCAAUGCCAGGGUUGUGGGUUCGAUUCCCACGGGGGGCCAGUAUAAAAAAAAAAAAAAAAAAUGUAAGUCGCUCUGGAUAAGAGCGUCUGCUAAAUGACUUAAAUGUAAGAUCUCUGUAAAAUUCAAAACGGCCUAAACCAUUCGCUUUCGAAAGGGAGGUAAAAUCCCAAACUGCAUUGUUAAAUGGCUAAAUGCCAUGCUAAUUUCUAAAUAUAAAUAUUGACAUAGUUCUAUCUCAAAACAUUUUCAAUCUGCAAAAAUUGCAAGUUAAUCAGUGAGUGAUGGUGGUCUCAGAUAAAAAGUGUGGAGUGGGGGGGGGCAAAAAGCAUACAUUUACCCCACCCCUAAUCUGAUAGUGGAGUUGUAGAUGCUCAGUCUGCCGAAUGGCUCAGCUCAGGUGCCUACACACGCCACUGACAUUGACACACACUAACAGAGGGCCUCUCAGUUUAGGGAAGUCAUCUCAGACUCAGCUCUAAUCAAACCGAAUUGCACCGUCUCGUUUCAAACUAAAACGUAUCGUUCCUGUAUCAUAUUGGAGCCAAUGCAUCUAGAUAGGUGUCGAAUCGUUCAUGAAAGGAGAGAUGCACAUCUCUAAUGAUAAUGCUUCCAAAUUAAAUAUUUUGUCUCUAUCCACCAGACCACCCCUAAGAGAAAAUAAUGGGGGAAGAAGGAAUAAGUUACCAAGGAAUGCAGGGCCAUCAAAGGUAAACAAACAAUCCUUGUUUCUUUAGAGCUUCUAUGGUUGUCAUCUCUUAAGUUAAUUUUAAUGUUUUUCUGUGACAACAUUCAUUUUUAGGUGCCUAAGAAGCAAAACAAAGAAAAGGAAGAGGAGUGAGGGCAAGACUGAUUAAGAGACUGUCGAUGGAAAGAGCAACAGGCAAUCACCAAAUGCAUUUUGUGUGAGCUUUAAAAGUGGUGGUGUUCCUGGCUGACUACAUUGAAGA
Coregonus sp. 'balchen' is the source of this 12650-nucleotide messenger RNA. Lineage: Eukaryota; Metazoa; Chordata; Actinopteri; Salmoniformes; Salmonidae. The record is from the annotation of a GenBank genome assembly.